AGAAUCAGGCAGGAGCUGUAUCGAGGUUCAACUUUGAUUUUGAAAGGGGAAAAAAAGUGCUUUUUAGUUAAUAUUUAAUGAAAUUCUAUCUUACAGCGUUACAACAUUCUCAAAUGAUCUUGCACUGAUUGAUGUGCAGGUGUGAACAUGGAGCUCUGUGGUGCACACUCCUCCAGUAACACACACACACAUGUGCAGGAAUGGCGUCAUGGUCCAUCAUGUGCAGGACAUUUACCCCCAAAACGCAAAAGACCUGACUUUCCAAACAUGACUGGAGAGAGAAGUGACUGUGCAGCUGCUUUUCCUGUUAAAGAAACAGCCAAAAAUCACAGCCAUUUUGUGCAGCUUGACGGCCACAGAGGUGUGUAUUACUCCGAGAGUUGGGAGGCGAACGGAAGCACUCUGUACCUUCCUGUACGUGGCAUCGUACUCGCCAACAUGCACAAAUACGAACAGAUCAGCUUCGAGCACGGCUGCUUCUGCAUCGGCGAUGAAACCGGAGGUUUCCGGCAAAGAGUGCAAGGUCAGGCUCUUCACUGCUGGAGAUACAGUAAAGAGGAUAAGAAGCUCUUCAUCGCCCUGUCCUACUUCUUCACAAACGGUGAUGUAUUCCAGGACGUCCUGAGCUCUCUUGAGUGUUUGUAAAGAGGACACACACACACACACACACGUCUCCAAAUUGACAUUUCAUUUUUAGCAGCUCCAAAUAUCGGACAGAAUCACAUUUGUUGUUUUUCUGGUUCUGAUCUUGUAGUUUUUUUAUAAGUACGUGCCAGUAUUUUAGAGAAGUCAGUGUUGUUUAUGUGGAUUAUAGAAUAAAGUGCAUUUUCCUGGAGAUUGAAUUGAAUCAUCUCACGUUAUUCAUGCCCACAUGUUCCUGGAGUCGGACCACAAACACACCAAAAGACUAGAAGUACGCAGAGGGGGCCAAAACUUUUGCAGUUCCACUUUCUUCCCCUUGUACUUAUAUUAAUCAUAUAUUCAUGUUUAUUAUCUGCAACAUGAACCUUGUUUUUUUUUUACUGUAUUAUUGUUUAUAUCUGACC
Molecule: messenger RNA, 1046 nt
Organism: Neoarius graeffei (lesser salmon catfish)
Lineage: Eukaryota; Metazoa; Chordata; Actinopteri; Siluriformes; Ariidae
Exons: 4
Coding region: 148-645 (165 amino acids)
Source: RefSeq, a predicted model, not a curated record